Molecule: messenger RNA, 1245 nt
Organism: Jaculus jaculus (lesser Egyptian jerboa)
Lineage: Eukaryota; Metazoa; Chordata; Mammalia; Rodentia; Dipodidae
Gene: Sost
Product: sclerostin
Exons: 2
Coding region: 106-744 (212 amino acids)
Biological process (GO): ossification; negative regulation of Wnt signaling pathway; negative regulation of BMP signaling pathway
Molecular function (GO): BMP binding
Source: RefSeq, a predicted model, not a curated record
UUGGCUGGCACAAGGUGGAGGGGGCUUUAAAAAGGCGACUGUGUCUAGGCUGGGGACUGGAGCCUGUGCUACUGGAAGGCUGGGUGUCCUCCUCCGGCUGGCACCAUGCAGCUCUCUCUAGCCCUGUGUCUCCUUUGCCUGCUGGUGCAUGCAGCCUUCCAUGCUGUGGAGGGCCAGGGAUGGCAGGCCUUCAAGAAUGAUGCCACAGAAAUCAUCCCUGAGCUCGGAGAGUACCCUGAACCCCCACCAGAGCUGGAGAACAAGACCAUGAACAGAGCGGAGAAUGGAGGGAGGCCUCCUCACCAUCCCUUUGAGGCCAAAGACGUGUCCGAGUACAGCUGCCGCGAGCUGCAUUUCACCCGCUACGUGACGGACGGGCCGUGCCGCAGCGCCAAGCCCGUCACCGAGCUGGUGUGCUCGGGCCAGUGCGGCCCAGCGCGCUCGCUGCCCAACGCCAUCGGCCGGGGCAAGUGGUGGCGGCCGCACGGGCCGGACUUCCGCUGCAUCCCCGACCGCGCGCGCGCGCAGCGCGUGCAGAUGCUGUGCCCGGGCGGCGCGGCGCCGCGCACGCGCAAGGUGCGCCUGGUGGCCUCGUGCAAGUGCAAGCGCCUCACGCGCUUCCACAACCAGUCGGAGCUCAAGGACUUCGGGCCCGAGGCCGCCAGGCCCCAGAAAGGUCGGAAGCCAAGACCCAGCACCCGGGGGACCAAAGCCAACCAGGCCGAGCUGGAGAACGCCUACUAAAACCGCGCCAGGCCAGCAUCUCUCCCCCACACCCUCCACCACCACCCCCCAGCCACUGCCACCGCCACCAUCAAUCGCCAUCACCAACCAUCGGGCGCACCCCCCCCCUGCCUUCCCCUCCUCCCCAGUUUCUGUCCCUGCACCGGUGGUUCGACUUGUCUGUAUUUUGUUUUGUGUGUGCGUGUGUGUGUUUUUAAACGCCUGCAGCCCAGGGCAGGGUGGGGGUGGUGGUGAACCCAUCCAGGCUGUUUGGCUACCAAAUCCUGUCGCCCUCCAGAGGGGAGGGUCCCACAGGGCAGGGGAGGGGGAAACCGAGUCACAGACACUGAGCCACGCGGGGCCCCGUCCCCAGGGCCCGCCAACUUUGCUGAUCCCCUCCCUCUUCAGGGGAGGCCCAGGUGGAAGGAAGCAUUUUGUUCGACGCAGUGAGGAGGGUGCAAAGUCAGGGAACUGUUAAAAGAGAGUUUAGUAACCAAAUUCCUCCCCCCCCCCCCCCCCCCC